AUGGCGAACAAGAAGAGUGAUGGGGAACGGAAGAAGAUGAAGAAAAGGAAGAAGGAAAAAGCCACAGAUGUUGGAUUGCAGGAUUCACUGGGGCGAUUGUUGGCGGAACUCGGAUCUGGUGCUCCGGAGGAAGUCAUAAAGCAGCGAAAUGUUGCCUCCGCUGAUGAUCAACACUUUGUAGAUGGAUACUACACGGCAUGUGCUCGUUUCAAAAGUGAGCAUUUAGUGGGACAGGCUUUACGACGCUGUGCGGCAAUUCCCUGUAUUUGUUUGAGUGAUAUUGGCAUUGAGCCAGCUAAAUGUGGAGUAACAAAAUUUUGUGCGAAAUACAGGAAUGCUUAUAAAACGAUGGAUGAAUUACAGCACGGCGUCGAAUCGUACAUGUCGAAGCAUGAUGCUAUACAAAACGAGAAAAAACGAAAUUUGAAGAGGAUGGCGAAUGUUCCGGACGAGGAGGGAUGGAUCACCGUGACAAAAACGCACUACAAACGCUUGCCACCGGCUAUUGUUGUGCGAAACAAGGAAGAUCUGCGGAAGCUAUCAAAAAAGAAGAAACGUGUGGUAUGUAUAACGUAUAAAUUUAUUGUUACUCCAACUCCGGUUUCGACAAAAAUUGUUUUAAUUGAUUCUAAAUUGCCUAUUGCUACACGGCGCUUCCUCGCCCCGUGA
This is a messenger RNA of Gongylonema pulchrum, 669 nucleotides long. Lineage: Eukaryota; Metazoa; Nematoda; Chromadorea; Rhabditida; Gongylonematidae. The record is from the annotation of a GenBank genome assembly.